This is a messenger RNA of Staurois parvus, 464 nucleotides long. The record is from the annotation of a GenBank genome assembly. NCBI's taxonomy places the organism in Eukaryota, Metazoa, Chordata, Amphibia, Anura, Ranidae.
AGGAGAUGACCAGAGACUGCAGACACAGUACAGGAGAUGACCAGAGACUGCAGACAUAGUACAGGAGAUGACCAGAGACUGCAGACACAGUACAGGAGAUGACCAGAGACUGCAGACAUAGUACAGGAGAUGACCAGAGACUGCGGACACAGUACAGGAGAUGACCAGAGACUGCAGACAGUACAGGAGAUGACCGGAGACUGCAGACAUAGUACAGGAGAUGACCAGAGACUGCGGACAGUACAGGAGAUGACCAGAGACUGCGGACACAGUACAGGAGAUGACCAGAGACUGCAGACACAGUACAGGAGAUGACCAGAGACUGCAGACAUAGUACAGGAGAUGACCAGAGACUGCGGACACAGUACAGGAGAUGACCAGAGACUGCAGACAUAGUACAGGAGAUGACCAGAGACUGCGGACACAGUACAGGAGAUGACCAGAGACUGCGGACACAGUACAGG